This is a messenger RNA of Prorocentrum cordatum, 859 nucleotides long. The record is from the annotation of a GenBank genome assembly. NCBI's taxonomy places the organism in Eukaryota, Dinophyceae, Prorocentrales, Prorocentraceae.
AUGGUCUGCGGGUGGACUGCCAGCCGAGGAUGCAGACCGCCCGCGAGGCCCAGUCGUGCCUGCGCAGGACAGACGGCCCUCUUCUUCAUGGGCGACCGGCGCUACCUCGCGCAGACUCCAGCGGUGCUGUGCUCGGGGGAGGACCCUGACAGCAACGACAGUUUCCUCGACUUCUUCUGGAGCCGGCCGCUGGAGCGGGAGGGGAGCAACUCGGUCAUCCUGAAGGCCGCGUUGCUGAAGGUGGCCCGAGGGAUGGAGCUUGUCUUCGACGACGAGGCGGCCAGGAGCAUCCUGACCCUGCGCUCGGAGUUCCUGGAGAGCGCCAGCAGCAGCGACCGCGGCGGCUACUGCUGCUACUCGGAGGCCUUCCACCAGCAGAUCCGGCUGGCGCCCGGGAGGGGCCUCGGAGUGCAUCCGGAGCCCCGCAGAGAGCCAGCGCCGCUUCGCCCCCUGGCAACGCCCACGCGGGUCCACCACUCAGCCGGAGCAGCUGGCGGCCGCGCCCGGCGUCGACGGAGCGGCCGCCUCACUGAGAAGCAGCUUGACGAUGUCGCCUUCAUCUGGAUCAACGUUCCCAUGUGGGCAGAAAUUAGCAAGAGCCUGGACGGGUCCGAGGCCCCCGCCGUCCCGGCAGAGCGGCACGCGGCGGCGCCCCCGGCGGCCGAGACGGUCGCGUCGGGGAGCAGCGAGGCGGACCACCUGGCGACGGCGUCCUCGGCAGCCGACGCUGCCCUGGCAACAAGGGUGCCCGCGGCUGGAUCCGAGGUGCCCGCGGCCAGCUCCGUCCGCUCGUGCUCGCCGGGCCGGCUCGAGCAGCCGGCCGCGCCGCCCCUCGCGCCCGAGGUGACCCCGCAGGAAC